Messenger RNA from Ilex paraguariensis (yerba mate), 276 nucleotides. Lineage: Eukaryota; Viridiplantae; Streptophyta; Magnoliopsida; Aquifoliales; Aquifoliaceae. The record is from the annotation of a GenBank genome assembly.
AUGGGUGCGAUAGAGGAGGCGACACUGGACGGCGUUGAUGUGGAGUCGUCGGGCGAGCUAGUCGGUGCACGCAGGGGAGAAACUGGAGCAGGUCAAAUCCUAAUGGACAUCCUCAAUAGAUACUACUUUACUAUUGUCCAAAUGAUCAAUUUGAACAAGUCUGCAAUUACUUUUUAUCAUCAACAAGAGCUUGCUCUGUACCUCAGAAUCCCAAAGGCACACAAAGCAAGGAAGCAUUUGGGACUACCUCUAGAGUGCGGAGGAUCUAAGAAAUAA